This is a messenger RNA of Pollicipes pollicipes, 1856 nucleotides long. RefSeq names its product chromatin assembly factor 1 p55 subunit. The transcript has 7 exons. The record is from RefSeq and is a predicted model, not a curated record. Gene Ontology annotation, molecular function: protein binding. NCBI's taxonomy places the organism in Eukaryota, Metazoa, Arthropoda, Thecostraca, Pollicipedomorpha, Pollicipedidae. Bases 286 to 1566 code for a protein of 426 amino acids.
AGUAAACUAAGUAUUGAGUGGAAAUUGAAGUUAAGAUGACAAAAUCGACAAAUUAUCUUUAAGUGAUUAAUUUCAUGCUCUAAUUGGACCAUUUUAUGUCAGUCAAUCAGCACCAUUUCUGGUUAGACAUGCAUUAAAAUUAGCAGAUGUCUUAUAUGUGCCUUUUUCAGCGCGCCAUUUCGACAGCGACGGGUAACAUUGUACGCUGUAUUGGGCGAGAGAGUCCGUGGGGGAGUUGGGCCGAGCUUUGUGUUUGCCCCAUCUUGAGUGUUUACAGAAGGCAAAAUGACUGAAAAAGAUGGAGAACACUUUGAUGAUGCUGUGGAGGAGAGGGUCAUCAAUGAGGAGUACAAGAUCUGGAAAAAGAACACUCCAUUUCUGUAUGACCUAGUGAUGACCCAUGCAUUGGAGUGGCCGUCGCUCACCGCCCAGUGGCUGCCAGAUGUCACCAGGCCGGACGGGAAGGACUACACAGUGCACCGGCUGAUCCUGGGCACCCACACGUCCGACGAGCAGAACCACCUGCUGAUCGCCUCCGUGCAGCUGCCGACCGAGGACGCCCAGCUCGACCCGUCACACUACGACAGCGAACGGGGCGAGUUCGGCGGCUUCAGCUCAGUGAAUGGCCGGAUCGACAUCGAGAUCAAGAUCAACCACGAGGGCGAGGUGAACCGGGCGCGCUACAUGCCGCAGAACCCGUGCGUCAUCGCCACCAAGACGCCCAGCUCGGACGUGCUCGUGUUCGACUACACCAAGCACCCGAGCAAGCCGGAUGCCGGCGGCGAGUGCAGCCCCGACCUCAGGCUUCGGGGCCACCAGAAGGAGGGGUACGGCCUCUCCUGGAACCCCUCCGUCAAUGGCAACCUGCUGUCGGCCUCGGACGACCACACCAUCUGCCUCUGGGACAUCAACGCCACGCCCAAGGAGAACAAGGUGGUGGAUGCCAAGAACAUCUUCACCGGUCACACGGCUGUCGUCGAGGACGUGGCCUGGCACCUGCUUCACAUGACGUUCUUCGGCUCGGUGGCCGACGACCAGAAGCUGAUGAUCUGGGACACGCGCUCCAGCACCACCAACAAGCCGUCGCACAUCGUCGACGCGCACACGGCCGAGGUCAACUGCCUCUCGUUCAACCCGUACUCGGAGUACAUCCUGGCGACGGGCUCGGCCGACAAGACGGUGGCGCUGUGGGACCUGCGCAACCUCAAGCUCAAGCUGCACUCGUUCGAGUCGCACAAGGACGAGAUCUUCCAGGUGCAGUGGUCGCCGCACAACGAGACGAUCCUGGCGAGCAGCGGCACCGACCGGCGCCUGCACGUCUGGGACCUGAGCAAGAUCGGCGAGGAGCAGUCGGCCGAGGACGCUGAGGACGGGCCGCCGGAGCUGCUCUUCAUCCACGGCGGCCACACGGCCAAGAUCUCCGACUUCUCGUGGAACCCCAACGAGCCGUGGGUGGUGUGCUCCGUCUCCGAGGACAAUAUCAUGCAGGUGUGGCAGAUGGCCGAGAACAUCUAUAACGAGGAGUCGGAGGCGCAGCCGGCCGAGCUGGAGGCCAACCGCGAUUGAAGCGAUCUCUGCGCGCGGCGGCCGGCGACCGACGCGACAUCUGCAGACCUAUGGUGACGUCGUCGCUUGAGACGCCUGCCGUGGCUUGGAAACGUGAUGUGAACCGUUCUAAGGUUAGCGUCGGGAAGGGUAUCCCGAGAGAAGACAGCUCAGCCCGACACUGACAUUGAGUUUCGUAUCCGACGCCUGGUGUCCUUAUCUCGGCCCUGCUUCAUGUCGAGAGCAUUCAUCAUCAUUCCGCUUGUGGCUCACCGCCGACCAUCUCGUAAUACAAGCGUACACAGACCUUC